Messenger RNA from Sander lucioperca (pikeperch), 899 nucleotides. Its product is annotated as ribonuclease P protein subunit p30-like. The record is from RefSeq and is a predicted model, not a curated record. Gene Ontology annotation, molecular function: structural constituent of ribosome; RNA binding. Gene Ontology annotation, cellular component: nucleolar ribonuclease P complex; ribosome. Gene Ontology annotation, biological process: translation; tRNA processing. The transcript has 12 exons. Bases 41 to 838 code for a protein of 265 amino acids. Lineage: Eukaryota; Metazoa; Chordata; Actinopteri; Perciformes; Percidae.
AUAUACUGUCUAUGAGGCUAACAGGCUAACAGGCAGCAUCAUGUCUGUGUUCAUGGAUUUAAAUGUGAACUACACGGCCGAUAAGAGCCAGCUCCAGAGUUUGAUAGAGACAGCAGCUCACCUCGGUUUCUCUACAGUCGCCAUCAACUACGUGUUCGAACCAACGGUCAAAAAGAAACAGGAAAUUCCCGCCCCGACGGCGAUCAGCGAGCUGAUGGAUCCGCUGCCCGUCGUACAGGGUCGCUCCCGGCCAAUCAGAGUGCUGAACAGACUGACCAUCGUGAUGUCAGACGCCAGUCACUUUAGGCCAACUGCUGUGGAGUAUCGGCGUUUCGACCUGCUGGCCGUCCAGCCGACCACAGAGAAGCUCUUCCAUGCAGCCUGUAUGAUAUAUGAUGUAGACAUCAUCUGUAUCUCAGUGACAGAGAAACUUCCCUUCUUCUUCAAGAGAGCGCCGGUCAACGGGGCCAUAGAGAGGGGUCUGGUGUUUGAGGUGUCCUACUCUGCAGCCAUCAGAGACUCCACCAGGAGGCGCUACACCAUCGCCAACGCCGUGUGCCUGAUGGAGACCUGCAAAGGGAAGAGUGUGAUCCUGUCCAGCGCUGCGGAGAAGCCUCUGGAUCUCAGAGGGCCCUAUGACAUCACCAACCUAGGUUUGUUGUUCGGUUUGUCAGACGGAGAAGCGAAGGAAGCCGUCUCCUCCACGUGUCGAUCGGUCGUUCUCCACGCAGAAACCAGGAAGACGGCGAGCGGGAUCAUCUACACCGUGAAGAGCUGCAGUGAUUCGCCGCCUGCAGACUGUGAGGCUCCCCCAGCCAAGAGAGCCCGGCCUCAGUGACCCAGUGACAGAGCGGAGGAGGACACACGUGGAUUAUUAUUCUCACACACUCUUUAUUUAA